Physcomitrium patens is the source of this 1981-nucleotide messenger RNA. The record is from RefSeq and is a predicted model, not a curated record. NCBI's taxonomy places the organism in Eukaryota, Viridiplantae, Streptophyta, Bryopsida, Funariales, Funariaceae.
UCUUCUUGUAUACUAGACACAACCAAAUCAAUAGAUUUUUGUGUGUGAAGCUCUCUCUCCUUAGAAACCCUCUUGUGUGUAUGACUUACUAUUCCUCUUGUGUCUUUCUAAACAUUCUCAACAGUUUCACAACUAGUAUCUGGCACUCUGAAAGCUUAGGGCUACCGUCGCACCCACGACAAGUCUUUCGGAGCUCCCGGCCAUCUAUAUAUGUUUGUUUCUUCCACUCGCUCAAAUCCUUUAUUCCUAGAUUCACGUGUUGGUCGGUAAGACCAGUAAUGCUUGUUCGAUGAAAGGAAUGUGUUAUCCUCGGAAUGAGUUGCAGAUACAGGCUACGUUUUUUUUUUCGAAAAGUGAGGUGUUUGAAUGUUGUUAGUGCUUCAAUUGCAACUCUAACGCUUCUAUUCUUCACGUGCUUUGUAGAGGCUAGCUUGUGCACUCAACCAGUCUCGAUCCACAAUGGUGGUGCUGGCUAGCGUGCUGGUAUUAGUCCUUGCUCUUAUCGCAGCAGCAUUUUACUCAUACGUUGAUCGAAAAUCCCCCAUCGACGCGGUGCCUAUCAUUCUUGCCCCGUUUCCCAAGGCAGAAGGUGUUUACGCGCCGAACACUCUCCUACAGAGUGUUGAAAAGCUUGGCACCGGAAAAUUGCUGCAGCCUGAGGAUAUAAUCGUAGACCCUAGUGGCAAGUUUCUCUACGUAAGCACUUCUGAUGGUUGGAUUAAGAAACUCUACCUGGCAGACGGCUCUGUCGAGGAUUGGAAGCAUGUAGGAGGGCGACCUCUAGGGCUUGCUGUUGGAAACGAUGGCGAGGUUUUAGUCUGUGAGCCCUCUACUGGCUUACUGAAGGUCACCGAUGAAGGUGUUGAGGUUCUGGUAACUGAAGUGGAAGGGACGAAGCUGAACUUCGUUGAUGCAGUAGCGGUGGCCAAAGACGGACUCAUCUACUUCACAGAUGCUUCGACCAAAUACCCCUUGGACGACUUCGUACUGGAUAAUCUCGAGAGCAGGCCACAUGGACGCCUGCUUGUUUACAAUCCCGAAGACAAAACCUCCCGCAUAUUGCGAAAAGAUUUGUACAUGGCCAACGGUAUCACCCUUUCCAAGGACGACGAGUAUUUGGUUUUCGCAGAGACUGUGGCGGCUAGGAUAUCCAAGUACUACCUCAAAGGCAACAAGAAGGGCAGCAUCGAGAUCAUCAAUGAGAAUCUUCCAGGAUUCCCUGACAACGUCCACUAUGACUCCGAGAGGGAGCUUUUGUACAUCGGCAUUGUCGGCCAGCGAGAUGCUGCUCUAGAUGUUUUCCUCAAGACUCCUUGGCUGAAGAAGUUUGUGGCGUUGUACGAGAGUGUUCGUGGUGCAGUAGACAACUCUAACAAGAUGGGCAGAGUGUUGGUCAUCGACAACAAUGGAACACCUGUGAAGUCGUAUCAGGAUCCCACCGGAAAGGUUGUAGGCUUCACGACGGGUGGAGUUGAGGUGGAUGGUUAUGUGUACGUCGGUGGAUUGAGAGAUGAUUACGUGGGUCGCGUCAAACUAUAGCCCAUCGUUUGCCUUGACUCUUGAUUUCAGGAUUAAGAGUCUUCCAUCUGUGCCCAUUAUGCGCUUCGGAGAUAAAAUUGUUCAGGUAAUAAUCAAAUAUAACUUUUAAUUAGGUUCUACCAGCAUGUUUGUGAAGGGUUGAAUUGCAAAGCUAGUUUAGAUUCGACAUCUACCAGAAAUUCUACAGCGUUACAGAAACUCAUGAAUAGGACAAGUGAGAAAGUUAUGUUUAUAAAGUAUACUGGUGGUGGUCAUCAUAUACCUCUCACACGAAACGAAUGGUUUCACUAACAAUGAUUGUAUAGUACCAUGAAGUGUUUAAAGCUGUAGUCCACGUUACAAUGUAUCCACGAACAACCUGCUAUAGGUUACAGUUUCAUGGAUCUGUUUAUCAUCCUUUCUACAUGUCGGGAGCAGUGUAACGCACAAACCAGGAUUGUCA